This is a messenger RNA of Ectocarpus sp. CCAP 1310/34, 2153 nucleotides long. NCBI's taxonomy places the organism in Eukaryota, Phaeophyceae, Ectocarpales, Ectocarpaceae. The record is from the annotation of a GenBank genome assembly.
CUGCUGCGCGACUCAGCCAACUGAUGAUACGAGCACGAGCCGCGGCGUUCUUUGACGACGACGAAAAUGACGGGGCACCGGUGCCUACGUGGAUCAUGGGCAUUCCCUAUACAGAACUGCGCGAGGAGGAGAGGCGUCUGGACGUGUUUUCGACCAUGUGGAUUACAUACCGUAGCGGGUUUCCGAAGAUGGAGCCCUACGGCUACACCGAUGACUCCGGCUGGGGCUGCAUGCUCCGGAGCGCGCAGAUGCUCAUGACCCAGGCGUUGCAGCGCCACACCCUCGGCAGGUCUUGGCGUGUCCCGCGCACUCUGGAAGAGCGCCUGCGUGUGCCAGAGUACCGCACGCUCGUACGUCUCUUCGCCGACCAUCCAGGGGAGGCGAAUCUGUUUUCGAUACACAACAUGUGCCAGGUUGGCAUCCGAUACGACAAGCUACCUGGAGAAUGGUACGGGCCGACCACGGCGGCCUGCGUUCUCCGCGACAUCUCCGAAAUCUACGCCGAGCGGUUAUCGCCGCCCGCCUCGACGCCCGAACGACCAUCGUCGUCUACCGGACGAUUACGACAAGCGGAGGUCUCGGCUGCACCAGAUGAGCCUGCAGCCGCGGGGGGCGCAUGUAGAGGGGAAGGGACUUCGGGCACGUCACUAGAGGGAGGCGAUAACGUCGUAGAGGGGAAUUCGGAGAGAGAAAGUGGUGCUUCGCCGGCUGCAAACGGGGGAGCUAGCGGUUGUGGCGGCGGAGACAGCGACGCUUGUACCAGUCCCAGCGGGGGCAACGGCGACGGCGUGGUGUUUCCGUCGUCGCGACCCCUUCGGGUUUUCGUCUCUCAGGGGGAUGUCGUGUACAUCGACGAGGUGGAGGCGGUGGCGCUUCGAGGGGCCAGCGACACAGCAACAACGGCGACGACGGCAAAUGGUCACGGCGCCGUCAGCGGCGGCGAGCACCGCGAGGAGGCCAACGGCUCGGCGACAGGGGGUGGGUCGAGCUUAGCACGGUCGGAGGCUGCCGCGGACUCGACCGAUAGCCCCGCUCCCGCGUUCUUCGACCCCUUGUUGAAUCCAGGGAGCGGCGAGGGGGAGAACCCGCUGGAGAAGGCCUGGUCGAGCGCUGUGGUGCUGCUGGUGCCGUUGAGGCUGGGGCUGGACGAGCUCAGCGCGGGUUACAUACCAAGUCUGCUGGAAACGCUUCGGGUGCCGCAGUCCCUGGGGUUCCUUGGCGGCAGACCGAACCACGCGAUAUUUUUCAUCGGCGCGCAAGGAAACACGUUGACGGGGUUGGACCCUCACACCACGCAGCCCGCGGCCGACAUGGGCGAAGGUUUCCCCUCGGAGCGAUACGUGCACUCGCUGCACUGCCAGUCGGCUGUUUCGAUGGACGUGCACCGCAUCGACCCUUCCCUGGCGCUGGCAUUCUAUCUGCCGGACCGGGCCACCUUCGAAGACCUCAUAACAAGAAUCGGAGAGACAAAGCCGCCUCCUUUCUCGGUGGAGCAAACUCGGCCCGACUACGAGGGGGAGAUGGGGCUGGCCUUCAUGAUCAACCAGAGGGAUGACGACGGGACAACGGACGACGACGAUGACGAAUACGUCUUCGUAAAGGGUCCCGAGCGAUGACAUCAUUUUGGGCGAAGCGCUGGAUGUAUGGUGGAGGCCAUGUGUCGCUGUGGCCUAGCGGCAGCACCUGCUGGCUUAGACGGAUGUGGCACAAAUCCGCGAGAUUUAGGGGCGAAGACGCGGCAUUCUUUGCUGCUAUUAUAGGGCCUCUUGCCCGGUUGUACAGGCAGGAUUCUGAUGGGUGUAGCAUAGAAUGCUGGAGUAUCAAGUGUCAGCACUCGCUUCCGGCCGUGUCUGCCAGUGUCAGGUAACGCCGAUGAUGGAUGCGGUGUUGGUAAAUGAGGUUGGUGCCGAAUGCGGCGCCAUCUUGCUCCAGGGUGCUCCCGCCCCUCUGUACAGUUUUUGGGGCGAGCUGCUCUGUAUUCAGCGUUCUCAUUGGUGAUCGAAUGUCUUGACAAGAGCUAACUGCGGAAUGUUCACGUGUGCAGAAUUGUGACCUUUCUCGUUGGUAACGUAAGUUAAUGGGUCGUUCGUCUGAUGAUGAUCUAUCGUAAAUUCAUGGCCCGCUGUUGUCCGUCAGUGAACCUCACGCGGAGU